AUGAUCCGGCAGUUCCAGGCCUGCUGUCUUGUCCCGCUGUUCCUGGUUGGCUUUGCUCAGCAGACCCUAAAGCCUCAAAAUAGGAAGGUGGAUUGCAACAAAGGGGUGACAGGCACCAUCUAUGAGUACGGAGCCCUCACCCUUAACGGCGAAGAGUACAUCCAGUUCAAGCAGUUUGCAGGCAAGCACGUCCUGUUUGUCAAUGUAGCCACCUACUGAGGCUUGGCAGCUCAGUAUCCUGAACGGGAUGCGCUACAGGAGCUGAAGAAUUUUGAUGCCAUUAUGUUGGCCUUUCCCUGCGACCAGUCUGGAAAACAAGAACCAGGAACAAACUCAGAAAUACUUCUUGGCCUCAAGUAUGUGCGUCCAGGUAGUGGCUUUGUCCCUAAUUUCCAGCUCUUUGAGAAAGGGGAUGUGAAUGGAGAUGAACAGAAGGUCUUUACUUUCCUGAAGAACUCCUGCCCUCCAACCUCUGAUCUUUUGGGCUUAUCAAGCCAACUCUUCUGGGAGCCCAUGAAGGUCCAUGACAUCCACUGGAACUUUGAGAAAUUUCUGGUGGGGCCCGAUGGAGUCCCUGUCAUGCGCUGGUUCCACCGGGCUCCAGUCAGCACAGUCAAGUCAGACAUCCUGGAGUACCUAAAGCAGUUCAGUGCCCACUAG
Rhinopithecus roxellana (golden snub-nosed monkey) is the source of this 660-nucleotide messenger RNA. RefSeq names its product glutathione peroxidase 6 (gene GPX6). The record is from RefSeq and is a predicted model, not a curated record. Gene Ontology annotation, biological process: response to oxidative stress. Gene Ontology annotation, molecular function: glutathione peroxidase activity. NCBI's taxonomy places the organism in Eukaryota, Metazoa, Chordata, Mammalia, Primates, Cercopithecidae.